AUGCCCGUCCCCUCUGCAGACCAGAGCUUGCACCUUGGACAUCCUCACUUGGGCGCCUGCAGCCCCCUGACCCCGGUCUGGCCGGGUCCGCCUGAGGCCCCGCCGGCCAAGGGCCUGUACUACCGCCGGGCGCGGAGGGGCGAAUGUUCUCGCAAGUGCUACUACAUCUUCGUGGUGGAGACCGUGUGCGUGGCCUGGUUCUCCCUGGAGUUCUGCCUGAGAUUCGUCCAGGCCCCGGACAAGUGCCAGUUCUUCCGCGGGCCGCUGAACAUCAUCGACAUCCUGGCCAUCUCGCCAUACUACGUGUCGCUGGCGGUGUCCGAGGAGACCGGGGAAGAGGCCCGGGAGAGGCCGAGCGCCGCCGGCUCCUACCUGGAGAAGGUGGGGCUGGUGCUGCGCGUGCUGCGGGCCCUGCGCAUCCUCUACGUCAUGCGCCUGGCGCGCCACUCGCUGGGGCUGCAGACGCUGGGCCUCACCGUGCGCCGCUGCGCGCGCGAGCUCGGCCUGCUGCUGCUCUUCCUCGGCGUGGCCGUCACCCUCUUCUCACCCCUGGUCUACGUGGCCGAGAACGAAUCCGGACGGGUCCUGGAGUUCACCAGCAUCCCCGCCUCCUAUUGGUGGGCCAUCAUCUCCAUGACCACGGUGGGCUACGGGGACAUGGUCCCCCGCAGUGUGCCGGGCCAGAUGGUGGCCCUCAGCAGCAUCCUGAGCGGAAUUCUCAUCAUGGCCUUCCCGGCCACGUCCAUCUUCCACACCUUCUCCCACUCCUACCUGGAGCUCAAAAAGGAGCAGGAGCGGCUCCAGGCUCGUCUCCGCCGCUUCCAGAACACGGCCAGCUCGGGCAGCGAGCACAAGCUCCUCGCCGAUGGGGACAACCCUGUCCUCCAGGACGCCGCCUCCCCCGCCACCUAUGUGUAA
Messenger RNA from Dipodomys ordii (Ord's kangaroo rat), 918 nucleotides. It is a transcript of the gene Kcng4, whose product is annotated as potassium channel, voltage gated modifier subfamily G, member 4. Gene Ontology annotation, biological process: potassium ion transmembrane transport. Gene Ontology annotation, cellular component: membrane; voltage-gated potassium channel complex. Gene Ontology annotation, molecular function: delayed rectifier potassium channel activity. The transcript is spliced from 2 exons. The record is from RefSeq and is a predicted model, not a curated record. Bases 1 to 918 code for a protein of 305 amino acids. NCBI's taxonomy places the organism in Eukaryota, Metazoa, Chordata, Mammalia, Rodentia, Heteromyidae.